Messenger RNA from Nelumbo nucifera (sacred lotus), 2791 nucleotides. RefSeq lists its product as uncharacterized. Gene Ontology annotation, molecular function: protein binding. The record is from RefSeq and is a predicted model, not a curated record. NCBI's taxonomy places the organism in Eukaryota, Viridiplantae, Streptophyta, Magnoliopsida, Proteales, Nelumbonaceae.
GUUGUUUCAUUUCUUUCUCUGGUUCGAAACCUUCGUAGGGUCAUUUUUUCCAUUUACGAAAAAGCUCCUUACUGCGUCUGUGUCUCCCAUGGCUAUUUCUUCUUCGUUGUUUUUUCGUUUUCCGGUCGUCUUUCUCGUCGUCUUCUCUCACGCUGUUGUAUCUCAGCAAAUUUUGACUCUAAGCUCCGACGAACAGGAAUCGGUUUACCAGGUGCUCGAGGCGAUUAACUCGGAUAUUCAGUGGCGCUAUCUCUUCCCUGAUGACCUCUGCAGCUCGGCUCCGCACGGCGUUGUCUGCGAUUAUUUCACGGAUGAAAGCGGUAAUGGAACUGUCCACAUUACAGAGCUAAGCUUCGGCUACAUCUCGGACUACUCUCCUAACCCUCCCUGUGAUUCUAAUUCCACCUUUAGCCCCCGCCUCACCUCCUUCGCUCACCUUCGUAAGAUGUUCUUCUAUAAAUGCUUUAAUGAAACAGAGGUUUUGCUUCCUGGGUUUCUCGCGAACUUGAGUUCUAGCUUGGAAGAACUCGUGUUCAUUGAAAACCCAUCUCUGGCCGGGACUCUCAACGGCAAACUCGGCAACUUCACCCGUCUAAAGAAGUUAGUUCUCACUGGAAGCAACGUUUCUGGGGAAAUCCCAGAUAGUAUUGGUGAUAUGCUCGAGCUCGAACAGAUUACGAUCACGAGAAGCAAUUUAAGUGGAGGAGUUCCGCUCGACAUAGGGAAGCUGAAGAAACUGAAAAUUCUCGACCUCAGCUACAAUAGGUUUCAAGGACAACUCCCGGACUCAAUCGGGAACUUGACAGAGCUUUUGAAGCUCGAUUUGGGUUCUAAUUACAUCGACGGGCGAAUCCCUGAAACUCUUCUUGGGUUGCAGAAACUGGAGUUUCUGGACUUGAGCUAUAACCUUUUCGGUAACUUCGGGAUUCCGCUAUCUUUAGCGGAGAUGCCCAGCUUGAGAGAGUUGUACUUGAGCGGUAACUCCCUGGGAGGACAAAUUCCGGAAAUCUGGGAGAAGCUCGGGGGCAUUUUGCGACUAGGAUUCUCUGGUCUGGGACUGGUCGGUAAAAUUCCUGCGUCAAUGGGGGUGUUCUUGACAAACAUUUCUUACCUAGGGCUUGAUAAUAACAAGCUUGAAGGUACGGUGCCUAUGGAGUUUGGAUUGUUGGAGUCUGUGAACGAGAUUAAUUUGGAGAACAAUCGGUUGAGUGGUAGACUUCCAAUUUCUGCCAAGUUUUCCGCUCAACUUGAAGGAAAACUCAAAUUGGGUGGGAACCCUAAUUUCUGUGUUGAUGCGAGCUUCAGUUCUGCUACGAGUAACAGUGGUUUGGAGCAUUUGAAGUUAUGCAGCAAAACCGCCAUUUCCCAUCAUGUUCUCUUCUCAGGGUGCUCUUCACUUCGGUCAUCUUAUCUUCUUAGCUUCCUAGGGUACUGUUUUGUUUUUGUGUUUUGAAGGUGUGAUACAGAUUACAGAAUACAUGGAAACAAAGAAAGAGAGAAACAGAAAAAGAAGAAAAGGAAAAAAUUUCAGAGCUUGAAUUUCAUACAUCGAAGAAAUUUCAAAACCAAACUUUCUUUUUUGGAGCCAAGUAUAUAUAGUGCAUAUAAGAGAACGAAUGUCUUGAUUUCAGGUUUCAACUAAGCAAGGCUAACAGUUAAAAUUGUUAGAACAAAAAGAUUCAAGAAAACACGGGUGAAAAAAACAGGAAUUUGCAGAUGGAAAAAUCUGAAUGAGUCUUUCUUUCUUUCUUUCUUUACAAAUUUUGAAGAAACCCCAUCACGUCACGUCCUUUCGUCUUCAUCUUCUUCAUCUUCUCCAUGUGGAUUUGAAGCUGAGGUUGGAUAUGGGUCAGUGCUCUGCAAUUCAGACCCAAUCCCAUCGCCAUUUGCUGGAGCUUUUGAUCUAGAUGGUUUUAUAGAUGCGCCUCCGCCACCACCCUUGGACUUCUUACGAUGAGCCUUCUUUGGGAGACCAGGCGGGUCCGACGCUGAUGGAUCCCCAAUAGAGCCUGUCCUUUGGUGCCUCCUUGAUUGUUUGGUCCCAUCGGUUAAAUCCGGGGCGGAGUCCAUCGAGCCACCCAUGGACGGACGACGCCUUGAACGCCGUGAUCCCUCGCCACCCUGCUCCUGGCUGGAGGAAUUGAAUGAGGAUAUUCCGGUUGAGUUGUGGCGCCUCGAUGGCUUUGGCAAUUCCAGCGGCACGUCUUUGACCUUUGAAUCUGUCAAGAAGCCCAAACACCGUAUGCAUAAUUACAGUAUGAGCCGAUCAUCACAGGCUUGAGAAAUAAUUCAGAAAGGGAAUGGGAGUGCAAAGGACUGAAUACAAAACCUUGAGAAGUUAAUUUCGGUGCAUUGGCCUUUGAUUCUGUCAAACAAAAUAAAACACCAUAUGCAGAAUUACAGUAUGAGCUGAUCAUCACAGGCUUGAGAAAUAAUACAGAAAGGGAAUGGGAGUUAAUGCAAACCUUGAGGAGUUAAUUUUGCCGCAUUGGUCUCCCUGUCUUCUCCGGCAAUACUUGCAGGUGCCGAAGACUCCGGCGAUUGCUUAAACUCGUUCAUCUGUAGAAUUUGGCAUCACAAAUUUUCACACUCAGGCACUAGUAUGAAACCCAACGUCACCCAACUGUUUAAAUUCAAGCCAAGAGUAGAGUCCCAUUGAAUCUUCAAUUAUCAAUGGAGAUCAGCUUACCCAGCUCGGAGAAGCUACGGAUGGACCAUCCCAUCCUAUGUGGGCGACAUGCUUUACGUCCGUCGGAUAGCCAAUCUGCAUUUCUGGCUCCUUAUUAUUUUC